Messenger RNA from Didymodactylos carnosus, 585 nucleotides. NCBI's taxonomy places the organism in Eukaryota, Metazoa, Rotifera, Eurotatoria, Philodinida, Philodinidae. The record is from the annotation of a GenBank genome assembly.
AUGGCUACCAAGAUGACAGUUAUUAUGAUAGACAACAAAAUUCUAGGAUUUUUAUUAAUUCCAAUUCAAAAUACAAAUUUUAGACAAUCAAUUUUAUUUGAUUUAUGGUGGAUUGAUACUGAUGAUCAUCUUCAUAUUGUUAUACAAACGACUGAAAUUUAUGUUUACCUAUGCAAAAAAGACAGAUGGUCAAAAGAAGUUGAUGGAAUAAAAAUAUUUUCUUUUCCUCCUGCUCAUUUACCACCACAGCAUACAGUUAUUCUAAAAUGGGUAUCACUAUCAUGUACAACAGAUGACAUUGAGAGCGAACUGAAAAUUAAAUUUGAAUCUAUUUAUUCGGUGGAAGAUAUGAACGGCACGAAAAACGACAAAACGAGACAUGUAAAAGUGGAAAUUCUAAGUGAAUGUGAGUAUAAUAGUCUAUUAAAUAGUGGAAAAAUUAACUUACAUGGACAUCUCUACGAUGUAUACGAAUUUUUGCCACCACCGAAAGUUCUUAUGUGCAAUCGUUGUAAUAAACCAGGUCACACUAAAAAAUCAUGUCGCAACUCUAUUUCUGAUAAAAUGGCGGAAAAGCCUUGUUAG